Aedes albopictus (Asian tiger mosquito) is the source of this 1581-nucleotide messenger RNA. RefSeq names its product zinc finger protein 771. Gene Ontology annotation, cellular component: nucleus. The record is from RefSeq and is a predicted model, not a curated record. Gene Ontology annotation, molecular function: zinc ion binding; RNA polymerase II cis-regulatory region sequence-specific DNA binding; DNA-binding transcription factor activity, RNA polymerase II-specific. Bases 177 to 1502 code for a protein of 441 amino acids. Gene Ontology annotation, biological process: regulation of transcription by RNA polymerase II. Lineage: Eukaryota; Metazoa; Arthropoda; Insecta; Diptera; Culicidae. The transcript is spliced from 2 exons.
CACAUUUGGCUGCGUACUAUCAAACAAAGCAAAAGAAACGUCAAAAUUUAAUAUCAGUGUUUGUUUUUAUUUAAUUUUGUCGAUGUUGAAAAGUUUUUACUAAAAUUUAAAAUUAAAUUGUAGGCCAGCAAAACAUUGAUAAACUCAAAAUCUUAGCGAAAAUUUCGCUAAGAAUAAUGGACUUCUCGGUGUCCGUCGAUACCUGCAGGGUGUGCCUGCAGAACAAAUCGUCCACCGAAAAAAUGAUGACCGAUCCGUACAUCGUGGGUAGUAUUCCUCAGUUCAAAGGCGUCCCCAAGUUGGAAAGCUACCUGGAUGUAUAUGGAUUCGUUGCCGGAGUGGGAGAUUCGCUUACCGUACCUACUUCCGCCUCCGCUGUGGAAUUUUUCCCUACAAGGAUCUGUGACGAUUGUGUGAUGGGACUGUUGGCGGCUUUUGAAUUUCGGCGGAAGGUGCUACGGUCGGAGGAUGUAUUGCGAAAUCUUAUGGAUUUGUACAACGAUCAAGAAGAAGUGGAAACGGUGGAGGUUAUCGAAGAAUCGGAAAUUAUGAUAAGGGAAGAGGUUGAAGAAACGAUUGCAUUCGACGAGAAUGAGCAAGAGUUUGAAUAUGUGAACGAGGAAAUGGUAUAUGGCGAUGUGGAUAAUGCCAUAGAAGAUGACUACGAAACAACCGUUGAAGAUGUUAGCCAAUCAGGUCCUAGUCAAUCCAGUAAACCAAGCUCAAUUAAAGCCAAAGGAGCUCGGUAUGCUCCAGUCCAGAAAGAAGACGUCUUCUUCAGAGGGAAACCUCUGACAGCACAAUGCGAAGACUGCGGAAAAAUAGUUUCUUCUCGAUCGUUAAAGAUGCAUAAGUUGUCCCAUGAAAAUGACGGCGUCGACAGGCCUAAACCGCACGUUUGUGAAAUAUGCGAUGCUCGAUUCACCCUCAAAGAAAAUCUGAACAUGCAUAAACGAAUCCAUUCUAACGAUAAGCGUUACAGUUGCUCUUACUGUAAUAAAAAGUUUCUCCAUUGUUCAUCUCGCCGGUAUCACGUUGACAGGUGUCAUACCGGAAAAAAGAAGUACGUCUGUGAGAUAUGCGGUGCUGGAUUUUGCACCUCUUCGCAGUAUGUCCUGCACACCCGGCGACACACUGGAGCGACCCCUUAUCCAUGUGAACUGUGCGAUCGAAAGUUCAUCAGCGGACAAGCACUGAAAUUCCACAUGCUAUCGCACUCGGACGAUAAAAACUUCCCUUGCAACGUUUGCGGGAAGGCGUACAAGUCGCGUAAAUCCCUGCGGUUCCACAUCCGAACCCUGCACGACCUAGAGAAGAACUACGUCUGCCCGAUAUGCAGUCAGGCGUUCUCGCAGAACCAUGUGCUGCGGACCCAUCUGUUGAAAAAUCAUCCGGAUUACGAGCCACCACCACCGGGGACUAUCGUUAGCGUUCGGGGUGUUGAACGACUGAGGAGCCAAGCCGCAAUGGAACUGGAUGCCGUUCCGGAUGCACACUCAUGAGACAAUGCGUUUUCAUCUGGGAUUAAAAUAUAUUUGUUUAGAAUGGCUUAAAUGAAAAUGCAACUGAAAUGUGAAAGAA